UUUUCUCAUAUCAUACUACACCACAAAAACAUUGUCAGACAUUUCUAAUUCAUCAACCAUGAGUAAUGCUGGUCAGGUCAUCAAAUGCAAAGCUGCGGUGGCGUGGGAGGCAGGGAAACCACUGUCAAUAGAGGAAGUUGAAGUGGCACCACCUCAAAAGCAUGAAGUUCGUGUUAAGAUUCUCUUCACCUCUUUAUGCCACACCGAUGUCUACUUCUGGGAGGCUAAGGGACAAAAUCCUCUGUUCCCUCGCAUAUUUGGUCACGAAGCUGGAGGGGUUGUUGAGAGUGUAGGUGAGGGCGUGACUGAUCUCAAACCAGGUGAUCAUGUUCUCCCUAUCUUCACCGGAGAAUGCAAGGAGUGUCCCCACUGCUUAUCAGAAGAAAGCAAUAUGUGUGAUCUCCUACGAAUUAACACCGAUAGGGGUGGAAUGAUUCACGACGGGAAACCUCGGUUUUCGAAAGAUGGGAAGGCUAUCUAUCACUUCCUUGGCACAUCGACAUUUAGCGAGUACACCGUCCUCCAUGCUGGUCAGGUUGCCAAGAUCAAUCCAGAGGCUCCACUUGAUAAAGUGUGUGUUCUUAGCUGUGGAAUGUCCACAGGGUUUGGUGCCACUGUGAAUGUAGCUAAACCGAAAAAGGGUCAGUCUGUUGCAGUUUUCGGACUCGGUGCUGUUGGUCUUGCUGCUGCUGAGGGAGCAAGAGUUUCUGGGGCUUCUAGGAUCAUUGGUAUCGACUUGAACCCGAACAGAUUCGAAGAAGCCAAGAAAUUUGGUUGUACAGAGUUUGUGAACCCGAAAGAUCAUGAUAAACCUGUUCAAGAGGUGAUUGCGGCGAUGACCGGCGGUGGAGUUGAUCGAAGCGUCGAAUGCACCGGGAGCAUCCAGGCCAUGAUUUCUGCAUUUGAAUGUGUCCAUGACGGAUGGGGUGUUGCAGUUCUUGUGGGUGUGCCGAGCAAAGAUGAUGCAUUCAAAACAAGUCCGGUGAAUUUCUUGAACGAGAGGACGUUGAAGGGUACUUUCUUUGGCAACUACAAACCUCGAUCCGAUAUCCCCGGUGUUGUCGAGAAAUAUAUGAAGAAGGAGCUUGAACUGGAUAAAUUCAUCACUCACUCGGUCCCAUUUGCGGAGAUCAACAAGGCAUUCGAUUACAUGCUGGCGGGAGAGGGUCUUCGUUGUGUGGUUCGGAUGGAUGCUUGAACUGGAUGGAUAUACGGUUUCUG
This is a messenger RNA of Hibiscus syriacus, 1221 nucleotides long. RefSeq names its product alcohol dehydrogenase class-P-like. NCBI's taxonomy places the organism in Eukaryota, Viridiplantae, Streptophyta, Magnoliopsida, Malvales, Malvaceae. The coding region runs from base 59 to 1198 and encodes 379 amino acids. The transcript has 9 exons. The record is from RefSeq and is a predicted model, not a curated record. Gene Ontology annotation, cellular component: cytosol. Gene Ontology annotation, biological process: formaldehyde catabolic process. Gene Ontology annotation, molecular function: zinc ion binding; S-(hydroxymethyl)glutathione dehydrogenase [NAD(P)+] activity.